AUGCCCGUGCGUGGCUUCGUAGGGCCGCAGUACUCGAACGUGGGAUUCAGGUACGGGUACAUCGGCGUUCAACCAGACCCCAUGGUGCACGCAUCCGCAUCUGUCGCGACGCCUCCUGUCGCGGCGUCAACACCAUUCUCCAGCGCGAUUCAUCCGGAAAGCCAGCCAGCGGUGCAAGCCCCGCCAGAAGCAUUAGUUGUCGGUUUGGACACACAGGCGCGAACAGACGGCCCAUCAUCGAACGCGGUUGCCGGUGGUUUAGGGCGUGCGGUGAAUGGUGAACCGGGGGUGAAUGCAAGCGCGCGUGCACAUUCGCCGCCAAUAUGGAAUGUCAACUCACUAUUGCCCGAAAACCCCGACGUCCACAUCCGCACCCCCGCGCAUCCGACUGUAGCGUACGCGACUGGUGUAGGUGGGCAACCACAGGGGAACGCGGGGAACGCGGGGCGUGGAGCGGGUGCAAGCGGAAACGCGGUAAGGGGAAGAGGGACGGGUGCGAGAGGGAACGCGGGAGGAGGGACAGGGGAGAGAGGGAACGCGGCUAGAGGGAGAGGUGCGAGACGAAGGGGUGGGAGAGCGAUCGCGGGACGUGGGACAGGUGCUGGAACGAACGAGUAUAGUGCGAACGGCCAGGGAGCGCAUGGGGUGACACAUAACGGCGGCCGGGGUAGCGGUGUUAACGCAAACGGCGGGUCAGGUAACGGGCCAGUUAAUAGACCGCGUAUAAAGAGGCGGAGAGUCGAUGUAGUGCCGCACACGGCACGCAAUGGCUCCCGGGAGGGGAGCGAGGGGACAAGCGAUGAGGAUGACGAGGACGACGCGUACGAUGCGGACGAUAGUUGGAAUGACGAUGACGAAAACUACCUAACCAACUCGCUGUCCGCGCUCAACGAGGAGGAGGCGGAAGACAACGAACGGGUGCGGGGUACGCGGAGGGACAUUGAGGUCCCUAUCGCAGAUUGGAACAGGCUAGGUGUGGACGACACGCCGGCCUCGAAACGAGAGAUGUGUUACGGAAUCCUCUACGGUGUCUCUGAGGCCACGCUGAAGAAGUAUCGCGGUUGGGCCAACGAGUACAAGCGGUUCAUGGCUCACGAGCUGCCUAAACUGGACGCGGGUAGGUUUGGUGAUGAGGCCGCGCUGAGAAACGCGAACCCCGACGAGAUUGGGGCCGCGCUCGAACAGAACAUGGGUGGUGACUGGAAGAUGGCGGAGAGCGACGAGCAGUGGUUCCACGGCCCUGAGACGAAUCCGUGGCGCUUACGCAAAUACGUGACCUUCCUCGCGAACGAGACAGUUGCGCAGGCGGACAGGAUGGCCACACUCAAGCGGCCGCAGAAGACCUUGAAGAAGAGACGCCAGUGCACCCCGGCAAUGCUGAUGGGGCGUCUCAAGGCUUUGAACCUACUCAUCAAGCUGGACGGGGCCAUCUUCAGGAAGCCCGUUCUGAACCUGCUGCGCGACUUUGCGGAGUGUCGCAUCUGGGUCCGCGUUCAAGUACGCGACCAAUACAAGCGGUUUAUCGCGACGGGCAAGACAAACAAGGACUUCUCGCUUAACUACAUAUCUGCUGUGAGGCACAUCGAUUGGACGCUGUGCGCGGUCGGAGCCACGCUGCUGUGGCUGCACUGGGUGUACGACUUGGUUCCCAUCCUCAAUGAGGACAUAGCCCCCCCUCUCGACUUCACGGAACCCUCCACGUGGUACGAUCAAUACCUGUUCUUCCCCCUUCGCGCGGGCAACGAGAAGCAAAUACCGCCCACGACUCAUCACGACUGGGCGGCGAAAAUACUCCAAGACGCGGGAAUCACAUGCUCGCGUGCGGUACACGCGACCAGGGCUGGGGGGGCGCAGCACGCGUCCGCGGACGGAAUGCCUUCGGAUCAGCUGGCGAGGCUGGGGGGUUGGCGCUUCAUCGACGUGAUGACUAAGCACUACCUCACAACCAUUCCAAGGGAGGCCGUGCUGCUGAAGGCGGGCUUCACCGGGGUUGACGGUGACUACUUCCUGGGUCGCGCAACUGUUCCGGUCAGCGAUAAGCUGGAUGAGCUACUGAGGAAGCACAUUUUCCCAUGGGCCGCCGCGGACAAAGGACAGCAACAGUGCAAGGAUUACAACCGCAGGAUGGUGAAAACGCAGAAGCCGGAGAAGCAGGACACCGCGGGGCUAAACAUACUGAAGGAGCUGGAUGGGGACGCUAGGAUGGCGGUCGCGCAAGACCUGGCGAUGUAUUACAUCCACCAGCCGCGACACCCGUACGUGGUCAACAAUCCGCUCUGCCAGAUGGAGGAAUUUGCGUCGUGGGCUGCAGAUGUCUCAUUGGCAAAUCAACUCGCCAUAGUACAGCGCAACACACCUACACUGACCCAGCCCGCACCCCGCGGCGCAGUUACGCGAAUGGCCGCGCUCAUUGGGGAGGAGGGAGGCGGCCAGAACGCGAUAAACCGUGUUAAGCGAAUCAUGAACUUCAUCGCCCACAGGGUGGAGCAAGGAGACGACAUCGCGGUAGUGCUCGACAAGCUCGACCUCAUGUCAGGUGCUGUGGGCAUGUCGGGUGUAUCGGAAGGGAUCGCGGUAAAGAAGAAGAGUGUUGACCUGGAACUGAGCCAGCUGAAGAAGGGUUCUCCGGUGGAGGUGCAGUUGCGUGUGAAAUUGAUGCUUGUUCGCGACCGUCUCAUCAAUGCCUCACUUCCCGCUUCUGAGUUCACAGUCGCGUGGCCCCAGUACUGUGCGCUGAUGCCAGACUUGUAG
Molecule: messenger RNA, 2751 nt
Organism: Closterium sp. NIES-65
Lineage: Eukaryota; Viridiplantae; Streptophyta; Zygnematophyceae; Desmidiales; Closteriaceae
Source: the annotation of a GenBank genome assembly